AUGGCCCGUUCGUCCCCGCGGAAGAAGCCCACAGUUAACUACAACGAGGACGACGCCCCCAAGCCGCUCGCCAAAGUCGUGGCAAAGGCUAAGAACCUGGUCGCCAAGACUACGCACAAGCGCAAGGCUGCGGCAGAAGCAGACCACGCCGACGACGACUACGACGAGGUCAACGGCAACGGCAAGGACACGCCCGCCCCCGCCGCCAAGAAGCGCAAGACGGCCAAAGCCAAGAAGGAGGAGCAGGGCGGAAUGCCUCUCACCGAGCGGACCGCCGUGGCGUCGCUGAAGAAGGCCAUGUACAUUGGCGCCCACGUCAGCGCCGCAGGAGGUACGUGCGUCCAAAACUCCAUCCCCAACGCCGUUCACAUCGGAGCCAACGCCUUUGCCCUCUUCCUGAAAUCGCAGCGCAAGUGGGACAACCCGCCCAUCACCACCGAGGCGCGCGACCUCUUCCUGCACAACUGCAAGGAGCACGGCUACGACGUCGGCUCCCACGCGCUCCCCCACGGCUCCUACCUGGUCAACCUGGCGCAGGCCGACGCCGCAAAAGCGAACCAGGCGUACGCGAGCUUCGUCGAUGACUUGCGCCGUUGCGAGCAGCUCGGCGUGCGCCUGUACAACUUCCACCCGGGGUCCACGCUCGGCGACGCGAGACCCGCCGCCAUCGCCCGCAUCGCCGCCCAGCUCAACAAGGCGCACCGCGAGACGCGCAAUGUCGUCACCGUGCUGGAGAAUAUGGCUGGCGGCGGCAACGUCAUCGGUGCUGCGUGGGAGGACCUCCGCGACAUCAUCGCCCUCGUCGAUGACAAGGACCGCGUCGGCGUCUGCAUUGAUACGUGCCACGCCUUCGCCGCGGGCCACGACCUGCGCACCCCCGAGGCCUUCAGCGAGACCGUGGGCGCCUUCAACGACAUCGUCGGCGCCAAGUACCUGAAGGCUUUUCACCGUACGUUGAACGCAUGCCCCCUAUCUAUCCCUGUGCCCGCCCGUAACCCCAAUGGCGGUGAUGACGCCCUUCUCAAUCCUCUACAUAACCCCGUCGUCCACAUUGCUGACGCACUCUCUUUCUCCUGCAGUCAACGAUAG
This is a messenger RNA of Purpureocillium lilacinum, 1089 nucleotides long. Lineage: Eukaryota; Fungi; Ascomycota; Sordariomycetes; Hypocreales; Ophiocordycipitaceae. The record is from RefSeq and is a predicted model, not a curated record.